Myotis lucifugus (little brown bat) is the source of this 1806-nucleotide messenger RNA. RefSeq names its product lysine rich coiled-coil 1 (gene KRCC1). Lineage: Eukaryota; Metazoa; Chordata; Mammalia; Chiroptera; Vespertilionidae. The record is from RefSeq and is a predicted model, not a curated record. The transcript has 3 exons. Bases 290 to 1039 code for a protein of 249 amino acids.
AAAAUUAUGAGGUGUAAAUUUGGGGUCAACUUUGUUCUAAAAUAAACUAAAUAUUAAUUUUUCCAGGGUAAAAUAUACGCUCAAAAAGAGCUUUACUUUCAGAUUUACAGGAAGCAAAAUAAGCAAUUGAAGAUGGAGUUUGUGAAUUUUCAGCUCCCCAGUUGUUGCACAGUCUCACUGUUUGGGGGAAGUUUAUGCUAGAAAACUGAAGGCAAUUAAUGGAUGAAUAUGAUCAGAUUUCUCCACCAAGUUCUCAGCCUGAUAAGGAAAAUCCCUUGUUGUCAACCUAAUGAAGCAUUCAAAGAAGACAUAUGACUCUUUUCAAGAUGAACUUGAAGAUUAUAUCCAAGGGCAGAGAGCCAGAGGCUUAGAACCAAAGACUUGUUUCAGACAGAUGAGAGAGGACUAUUUGGAAACCUGUAGGGACAAAGAAGAGGUUGAUUUCAGACCCAGGUACAGAAGGUUUGAUCAAAGACUCCCCACUGAAACCAUCCAGACCCACCCAAGGUCAUGCAGUGUUUCACAAACAGUGGAAAACCAGUUACCUCAGUGGCUACCAGCUCAUGACAGCAUGAGAUACUGUCAAUUCACCAGAGACUGUUUCUCAGAAAAACCAGCACCCCUGAACCUUAGUCAUCAAGAGUAUAAUUAUAGCUCAUACAGUGUCGAAUCUAGAGUUUACAGGCACCUCUCAGAAACCAGUACCAGUGCCCAUACAGCCGGCCAUGAACAGACACACCCGAAGAGAAAACGGCACCCAGAGGGAGGCAGAGAAAAAUCGGAGGAGCAGCAGCCCGAGCAUAAGAGGAAAAAAGGUUGUGAGGAAACAGAUUUAGACAAACACAAGAGCAUCCAGAAACGCAACACAGAGGUAGAAACAGUCAGGAUCAGUACAGAAAAGCUUAAUCAAAAGGAGAGAAAAAGACGAGAUGUAGCCUCUAAGAAAGAGGAUCGUAAGCGUAGAAAAGAGAAAAAGGAACAAGGCACAGAAAGGACGGAGGAGGAAAUGCUUUGGGACCAAUCUAUCCUUGGAUUUUGAAGCUCUUGAGUUUUUCUCCUGCAGUUAAACUGAAAAAUCAUUGAGGAGCUUGGUUUUAUGAUGUUCAUGUUCAUAGCACUUUUCUCAUGGAAACAGGUACUUUGACUUCUAACAAAGGCCAAGUGAACAGAAAGUAUUUAGGCCUUGCCGGGUAGCUCAGUUGGUUGGAGUGUGGUCCCCAUAAGCCAAGCUUUCAGCUUCAAUCCCUGGUCAGGGCACAUACAAGAAGCAACCAAUGAAUGCACAAAUAGGUGAAACAACAAAUUGAUGUUUCUCUCAUUCUCUCUCUCUCUCAAAUAAAUAAAUCUUUAAAGUAUUUAGUAUGCCUGAUAACUCCAACAUGGAAAUUACUUUUCAUUUUCUAGAAACUUCAUUACAUUUUUCUUACAUAUAAUGUAAUUUCCCUUAAUGAGAGCAGCUUUGCUUUUAUUCAUCAAACUGCUAUGAUGAUGGAAAUAUUUUUCUCUUGGGAAAUUAUUUAUUUUAAAUUGGAGGAUUAAUAGGCUUUGUAGAAUCUAUUUCUUAAUUGGGUCUGUUUUAGUUUGGGGUGUGGUAUUUUUAUAUUCAUUAGUUUUCUCAAAUCAAUUUACAUUUUUUUCCUCUGCUAGAUAUAUAUUUUGUUUGGUUUUUUGAAGCUCUUUGUAUUUUAUAGAUUUAAUAAUGAAAUACAUUAAAAUAAUCUUAGGUUACAUAUAGUUUUAAAAGUUUCAAAGAGUAUACAAAGUCCAUUUAUAAUAAGUGUUUAUAAUAAAGUUCUAAUUUCUACA